AAAAAUACAUGUGUUGGCAAUUUCAAACGUUUUUUUUUUUAUAUAGUUCACAUUUUGGAGAAAUGAAACCAUUACAUUUUUUUUUCUCAGCAGUGAUCUUUUUUUUUCAAUUUUACUGCCUACAAUCAGGAAAAGAAGUGUAAAAUUUACAGCGAGAUACUGAUGUUUUAGGAUGCAGCUUUUGGCUUUGUUUGCUUUUCUUUGGGUGGGAGUGCUGCUUCCCUCUGCUUCCUGUCAGGAUGGCUGUGCGAACCAUGGGAGAGAUGGUGCGAAUGGACUCCCUGGCCGGGAUGGUUUACCAGGAGCAAAAGGAGAGAAAGGAGCACCAGCUCUGCAGGAUGAGCUGAACAGUAUCAACAUAGAGGAGCUCAAAGGAGAGAUGGGCAGCAGAGGCCCCCCAGGAGAACCUGGUCUAAAGGGUUUCAUUGGUGAAAGGGGCCCACUUGGUCCCCCUGGUCCUAAGGGUCCUAAAGGACCCAGCGCAGGCAUUGGUGGCAUCGUCGCCAGUCAGAAGCCAGCUUUCUCUGUGUUGCGAAAAAGCCAAGAUCAUGCAUCAUAUGGCCAACCUGUGACCUUUGAAAGUAAACUUAGCAAUGUCAAUAAUGAUUUCAACCUUCAAACUGGCUAUUUCACUUGCAAGGUUCCGGGUGUGUAUUACUUUGUGUUUCAUGCAUCGUCUGAAGGACACUUGUGUCUCAGACUUAAGAGUGACUCUGCAUCUCCAGUCAGCCUAAGUUUCUGCGAUCAUAACCUACGAUCACAAUCUCUUGUUGUGUCAGGUGGAGCCGUACUCAAACUAUCCAGAAAUAAUAAAGUAUGGAUUGAGCCUUUCAAAGAUUCUGGUGGUAGCAAAAUGCCCAAAAGCAUGUCUGUAGUGUUCAAUGGUUUUUUAAUCUAUCCCAGCGAAUAGCAGACAUUUUAGCCUACAUAUAAAACACACUGCAAAUGUUUAUUGACUGAUCGUCAGGUUUUAGCCUACUGAAGUGAUGUAAGCAACUUAAAAACAUAAAUGAAACCAUGUAAUCUGCUUUGUUGUAUUCAGAUCUUGUAUUCAUGUGUUUUGUUUUAAAUGCUUUGUUGUCUUUGAUAAAUGUGUCAAAUGAACAAAUUCUAAAUAAAAGCAAUAGAACAUGA
Molecule: messenger RNA, 1134 nt
Organism: Ctenopharyngodon idella (grass carp)
Lineage: Eukaryota; Metazoa; Chordata; Actinopteri; Cypriniformes; Xenocyprididae
Gene: c1qa
Product: complement component 1, q subcomponent, A chain
Exons: 3
Coding region: 173-910 (245 amino acids)
Molecular function (GO): protein binding
Source: RefSeq, a predicted model, not a curated record